Molecule: messenger RNA, 1716 nt
Organism: Serendipita indica DSM 11827
Lineage: Eukaryota; Fungi; Basidiomycota; Agaricomycetes; Sebacinales; Serendipitaceae
Source: the annotation of a GenBank genome assembly
AUGCCUGGAAAACGAAAGGCAGACCCUGACACGGGCGCUACGACGGCGUCGAAAAAAGCUCGCUUUGAUCAGUGGCUCAGCGACAUGGAGGAUAGCUCUGACUCUGAAGACGGACGCGCCGAGCCAGAAAACCGGUCAGACGACUCAGAGUCGAUAACAGAGGAGCAAAUAAACAAGGUCGCACGUCAAUUUUCUCCAGUUGAGGAGGAAAAUGAAAAGAGUGCAAGGCUAGGGAGCCGCCCUUCAAAGGCAGGCAAAGGAGUUGUUACUCAGCGUGCCAUCCCGUCUGCGGAAAAGGAAGAAGAUGCUGUCAAUUUUGCAGAACUUGGUGUUCAUCCUGACCUGGUGACCUCUUUAGCGAACAUGUCCAUUCGCAGACCGACUCCUGUCCAAGCAGCAUGUAUACCUGCUCUAUUACAAGGUCUGGAUUGCAUUGGAAAUGCCAAAACCGGCUCGGGAAAAACGGUGGCAUUUGCCAUUCCAAUACUACAGCAGCUCAUGAAAGAUCCUUAUGGAAUCUAUGCACUGAUCCUUACGCCUACAAGGGAACUCGCAUUCCAGAUUGCUGAUCAAUUCGCUAUCUUGGGUGGCCCAUUCAACGUGAGAACAGCUAUAGUUGUUGGAGGGAUGGAUAUGAUUGCGCAAGCCAUCGAACUAGAGAAUCGACCGCACGUCGUGGUUGCCACGCCCGGUCGACUGGUCGACCAUCUCAACAGUACAAGCGGGACUUGGAAUCUCUCCCGUGUCCUGGACGAAGCAGAUCGCCUGCUUACACCGACAUUUGCCACCGAACUUGCUGCACUCUUUCAAGUCCUCCCGCCGGAUAGGCAAGUAUCGCUCUUCACGGCGACAAUGUCAGACAAAAUCGAGGGCAUCGCAAAUGCUGAGCCAAAGCCCGGGAAAUCGAGACCUUUCAUUCAUCGGAUGACAGAUAGGAUAGAAACCGUCUUAACACUCAAACAAUACUACCUAAUUGUGCCGUCGCACGUUCGCGAGGUAUAUCUAUACCAUCUACUAUGCAAUCCCCCCCAGAGCAUUGUUCAUCUGCGCCGUGCCCCUCCAGAGAAGUCCAAGCCAGCUCAGUUUCGGAGAAAGGAAAAGCCAAAGAUGAAGAAAAAGCAAGAUUCUGUCGAAGAGGAUGAGAUUGUUCAGCCUCCACCAACAAUCAUCUUCUGCACACGACCAAAAGCUGUUGCCUAUCUCACCGAGUUUCUCAAAGCGCUCUCGAUCCGUGCUACGCCACUCCACUCACGCCUGACGCAGCGCGAGCGUCUAAACUCUCUCAAUCUUUUCCGUGCAUACGUCGUUCCUGUUCUUGUAUCAACCGACGUUGGUGCAAGAGGUUUGGACAUUGAUGAUGUCGCUAUGGUUGUCAAUUGGGAUAUGCCCGUCGAACCAGAAGAGUAUACACAUCGCGUCGGAAGAACGGCACGAAGAGGCAGAGGUGGUCUGGCCGUCAGCUUUGUAACGGAGAGAGACGAAGAACGAGUCAAAAGGGUGGAGGAACGUAUCGGCGCUCAAUUGGAAGAGAUGAAACUCCCCGAAUCCGUAGUUCUCGAGCCUAUCAACACAGUGUUUACCGCGCAGCGUGUCGCGAGAAUGGCAGUUCAAGAGUCUGACUUUGGGAAGCGUGAGGAAAUUCAUAAAAGCAAGAACGCAAAACGUGCAGCGGUACAGGAGCGCGAUAAAAUUCUUGGUAUUGGAGCUGAUCAGUAA